This is a messenger RNA of Leptonychotes weddellii (Weddell seal), 402 nucleotides long. The record is from RefSeq and is a predicted model, not a curated record. Lineage: Eukaryota; Metazoa; Chordata; Mammalia; Carnivora; Phocidae.
GCUUCUUGCAGAGGACCAACAGCCUGGAAGAGAAGAGCCGGCUUGUGAGCGCCUUCAAGGAGAGACAGUCCUCCAAGAACCUGCUUUCCUGUGAAAACAGUGACAGGGAUGGCCGUUUCCGGCGCACAGAGACCGACUUCUCCAACCUGUUUGCUCGAGAUCUGCUUCCGGCAAAGAAUGGGGAGGAGCAAACUGUGCAGUUCCUACUGGAAGUGGUAGACAUACUGCUCAACUAUGUCCGCAAGACGUUUGAUCGCUCCACCAAGGUGUUGGACUUCCAUCACCCACACCAGCUGCUGGAAGGCAUGGAGGGCUUCAACUUGGAGCUCUCAGACCACCCCGAGUCCCUGGAGCAGAUCUUGGUUGACUGCAGAGACACCCUGAAGUAUGGGGUCCGUACAG